Messenger RNA from Brassicogethes aeneus, 546 nucleotides. The record is from the annotation of a GenBank genome assembly. Lineage: Eukaryota; Metazoa; Arthropoda; Insecta; Coleoptera; Nitidulidae.
AUGUCGGGCUCGCAACAACACGUCGCUUCUGCAAGCAGUAAAGAAAAACGCAAAAAGGGAUGGAAACAAGUGGUUUAUAAGAGGAAGAAGAUUAAAAUGGCGCGGGUUAAAGGAGAGAAAUAUGAAAAUUAUAGAGGAAACAUUGUUGAGGCUAGAACACAGGGUAAACCCUGUGGUUGUAAAUCUCAAUGCUUCACAAAAGUACCAGAGGAUGUACGCAACGAGCUCUUCAAAAACUUCUACAAUCUCGAGACGAAAAACGAGCAAGAUUCCUAUCUUCAGGGCCUUAUAGACUACAGACCCAUUUCCAGAAGACGUCCAAGAGUUGACGCUAAUAAAGCCAGACCUAAAAUGUAUACUUUUAAGUACAACAUUGUGACGAAAGAAGAAAAAAUUAACGUUUGUAAGGCUGCGUUUUUGAGUUUGCAUUGCAUAUCAUCGGACAGAGUUAGAAGGGUUUCAGAUUUGCUUUUGCUCGGGAAGAUUCCUGAAGAUAAACGAGGGAGGAAAAGUCCAGAAAAGGAAGUUGUAGUGCUUAUACCUUAG